GCAGGCGCGUUUCCGCCGUCCUUGCCUCGGUCCAGCACCGCGAGUCCCUGGCAGGCGCGGAAGCGGUGGCGGCGGGGCAGCCAUGUCGCUUUUGUCUGCAGCGCGGGCGGCCCUGCGCGUGUACGCGGCGGGCGCGGCAGUGAUCGUGGCGCAGCUGCUGAGACGCUGCCUCGGGGGCUUCGUGGAGCCAGUCUUCCCCCCACAACCGGAACGUGUUGCCAUAGUGACGGGAGGCACGGAUGGAAUCGGCUAUGCCACCGCGAAGCGCCUGGCAAGACUCGGCAUGACCGUCAUCAUAGCUGGAAAUAACAAAGUCAGAGCCCAGGAAGCUGUGAAGAAGAUAAAAGAAGAAACCUUGAAUGAUAAAGUGGAGUUUUUAUAUUGCAACCUGGCGUCUAUGGGGUCCAUCCAGCAAUUCGCCCAGGCGUUCAAGAAGAAGAAACUUCCCCUGCACGUGCUGGUGAAUAAUGCUGGGGUCAUGAUGGUCCCCCAGAGGACGAUGACCGUGGAUGGAUUUGAGGAACAUAUCGGCUUGAACUACCUGGGCCACUUCCUGCUGACCAACCUGCUCCUGGAUGCCCUGAAGGAUUCUGGACGUCCCGGCUGCACGGCGAGGGUGGUGACCGUGUCCUCGGCCACACAUUACGUCGGUGAGCUGGACCUGGACGACCUUCACAGCAGCAGCAGCUACUCCCCGCAUGCCGCCUACGCACAGAGCAAGCUGGCCCUGGUCCUGUUCUCCUACCACCUGCAGGCUCUGCUGGACGCCCAGGGCUGUCCCGUGACGGCCAACGUCGUGGAUCCCGGCGUGGUCAACACAGACCUCUACAGGCAUGUCUUCUGGGGCACGCGUCUCGUCAAGAAGAUAUUCGGCUGGUGGUUUUUCAAGACCCCGGAUGAAGGAGCCUGGACCUCCGUCUAUGCAGCAGUCACCCCGGAGCUGGAAGGAGUGGGCGGCCGCUACCUUUACAAUGAGAAAGAAACCAAGUCACUCGAGGUCACGUAUGACCUCAAGCUGCAACGACAGCUGUGGGCCAGAAGUUGCUCGAUGACCGGCGUCCUAGACGUGACCCAGGAGGUCUUCUCACGAUAGCGGCCACGUUGGGAGGCCUGGCCCUCAGCCGAGCACACGCAGGUCUGUGAAGGAUCUCAUGUCCGCAGGGGUUAUACUCGCCUGCCAUCGGUGACCUGUCCUCAAGUCUCCUGGUGGCAGCCCUGCCUCUGUGGGAAGUCAACUUGCUAAAGAGUGUAAUUCUGAGCAGGUCCGCCUAAGCCUUAAAUCCCCAAGUGUCAAAUUGUCCCAAGUGCCAUGAAAAAUUAAAUGCUGUGAUUUCCUUGCUUAGCACACAGUGGUCAGGCGGCUCGGGGAGAAACGUCCCAUGUGACACGGACACUUUCAAGACACCAUCCAGUGUGGGAACACUGGGGCUCUGAGGGUCCCU
This is a messenger RNA of Rhinolophus ferrumequinum (greater horseshoe bat), 1442 nucleotides long. It is a transcript of the gene DHRSX, whose product is annotated as dehydrogenase/reductase X-linked. The transcript is spliced from 7 exons. The record is from RefSeq and is a predicted model, not a curated record. Gene Ontology annotation, molecular function: oxidoreductase activity. The coding region runs from base 83 to 1093 and encodes 336 amino acids. Lineage: Eukaryota; Metazoa; Chordata; Mammalia; Chiroptera; Rhinolophidae.